AUAGAAACCUGACAGAUUUUGCUGAAGUAUUGGAUCUUAUAAAGAAUGAAGUGAAAAUAAAACCAGAUCGAAGUAUAUCUGACAUGUUUUUCAGAUUGAAAACAAUCCAUGGGUGCAAUGUUCGAAGAGAAUUGGUGAGGCAAAUAAUGAGAACACUAGACCCUGUCGGCGUGUCCCUCAGAAAGGGAAACAAACUGAAACGAAGACAGUACCUUAGUAAAGGUCCCAAUUGGCUUUGGCAUAUAGAUCAGUAUGAUAAAUUGAGCCCUUUUGGGAUAUAUAUCAGUGGAUGCAUUGAUGGGUUUUCCCGCUAUGUGCUUUGGGUGGAAGCUGGUGUCAGCAAUAAAAACCCCAAAAAGAUUGCAGGGUACUUUUUGAAGACUUUGGAGAAUGUUAAAGGAUUUCCACAUAUUAUUCGAGGAGAUGCAGGAACAGAGAAUGGGACAGUAGCUGCCAUUCAAAACUUCUUGAGAGAAGAUGAUGAUGACUGCUUCAGCAAGAAAUCCUUCCUCUAUGGAAAAUCCACUCAUAAUCAAGUAAUGUUUAUUAUUAACUAUUAG
Messenger RNA from Saccostrea echinata, 560 nucleotides. RefSeq lists its product as uncharacterized. Lineage: Eukaryota; Metazoa; Mollusca; Bivalvia; Ostreida; Ostreidae. The transcript is spliced from 8 exons. Gene Ontology annotation, biological process: DNA integration. Bases 84 to 560 code for a protein of 158 amino acids. Gene Ontology annotation, molecular function: nucleic acid binding. The record is from RefSeq and is a predicted model, not a curated record.